This is a messenger RNA of Lagopus muta (rock ptarmigan), 303 nucleotides long. RefSeq names its product feather keratin 1-like. Gene Ontology annotation, molecular function: structural constituent of cytoskeleton. The record is from RefSeq and is a predicted model, not a curated record. The coding region runs from base 7 to 303 and encodes 98 amino acids. Gene Ontology annotation, cellular component: intermediate filament. The transcript has a single exon. Lineage: Eukaryota; Metazoa; Chordata; Aves; Galliformes; Phasianidae.
ACAGCCAUGUCCUGCUACAACCUCUGCCGCCCCUGCGGACCCACCCCGCUGGCUAACAGCUGCAACGAGCCCUGUGUCAGGCAGUGCCAGGACUCCCAAGUCGUCAUCCAGCCCUCCACUGUCGUGGUCACCCUGCCGGGACCCAUCCUCAGCUCCUUCCCCCAGAACACCGCCGUCGGAUCCUCCGCAUCAGCUGCCGUGGGCAGCGCCCUCGACGCCCAGGGAGUGUCCAUCUCCUCCGGCGGCUUCGGCUUCGGAGGCCUGGGCUGCUUCAACGGCGGCAGAGCCCGCUACCCCUGCUAA